This is a messenger RNA of Pseudocercospora fijiensis CIRAD86, 264 nucleotides long. RefSeq lists its product as uncharacterized. Bases 1 to 264 code for a protein of 87 amino acids. NCBI's taxonomy places the organism in Eukaryota, Fungi, Ascomycota, Dothideomycetes, Mycosphaerellales, Mycosphaerellaceae. The transcript has 3 exons. The record is from RefSeq and is a predicted model, not a curated record.
AUGCCAACGCCACUCGACAGAGCACUUAAUUCGAAGAACCUCUUCCUCGGCUUCACAGCCCUCGUAACAGCAGCCACAGCAUGGAGUAUCUGGGGUCAGAAUAUGUUCCCCAAAGAACCUGAUCCGACUGGAGAGCCUGAGACUUGGACUGAUACCGAGAUGAGGAGGUGGUUGGACAAUCGCAAUCUGAUGGCCGGCUCAACAGCGACUAGAGAAGAGCUUCUGGCGAGAGUCAAGGCAAACAUGAGGGCGCCGAGAGUUUAG